Molecule: messenger RNA, 1425 nt
Organism: Geodia barretti
Lineage: Eukaryota; Metazoa; Porifera; Demospongiae; Tetractinellida; Geodiidae
Source: the annotation of a GenBank genome assembly
AUGCGGCGGCGCAGGUUGCCGGGCGAACUGCGCGAUGAGAUCUCGCCCAAAAACAUCGUGAUGAUCGGGCCGACCGGCGUCGGCAAGACGGAGAUCGCGCGCCGGCUUGCCAAGCUGUGCAGUGCGCCGUUCCUGAAGGUGGAAGCGACCAAGUACACCGAGGUAGGCUACGUGGGCCGCGACGUGGAAUCCAUGAUCCGCGAUCUGACAUCCGUCGCGGUCGCCAUGGUCAAGGCGGAGCAGCAGGCCGGCGUCCAGGAAGAGGCGGAGCGCCGCGUCGAAGAUCACCUGCUGGAGUUGCUGCUGCCAAGCAACUCGGGCGGUGCACCGCCGCGCGACCCAUCGGCCGCGGAGGCCGUCGGCAACAGCACUCCCAAGCUUUCGCGACAGGAGCUGCGCGCCGGCGAGCCUGGAAUCCGGGCCGAGCAGAUGCCGAAUGUUUCCAUCCUGUCCGGGCAGGGAGUAGAGGAGAUGGAUCUCAACUUCAAUCUCCCGAACCUCCUGGGCGGCAAGAGCACGAAGAAGAAAAAGGCGUCGAUCAAGCGGGCGCGGCAGUUGCUGAUGAACGAGGAGAUCGACCGCCUGGUCGACUGGGACCUGUGUUGUCGAUAUGGCCUCGAGCGGCGUACAGGAGAUGGAAUCGUCUUCCUGGACGAACUGGACAAGAUCGCCUCGCGCGGGGGACGCAACGGGGUGGACGUCUCCCGUGAAGGCGUACAGGGCGACAUCCUGCCGAUCAUCGAAGGGGGCAAGGUCACCACCCGUCACGGCGUCGUCGACACCACGCAUAUCCUGUUCAAUCGCCGCCGGCGCGUUCCACAUGUCCAAACCGUCGGAUCUGAUCCCCGAACUGCAGGGGCGCUUCCGAUUCGCGUCGAGUUGCACAGCAACUGUCCCGAGAGGACUUCGAGCGGAUCCUCACGCAACCGGAGACGCCUUGAUCAAGCAGUACACCGCGCUGCUCGGGACCGAGGGAGUGGAGCUCGAUUUCACCCCGGAUGCGAUCGCGCGCAUUUCCGAAGUCGCGUGCGAGGUGAACUCGAACACUCAGAAUAUCGGCGCGCGUCGGCUGCACACGAUACUGGAGCACAUCCUCGAAGAGGUCUCCUUCCACGCGUCCGACGCCAAGGGACAGCAGAUCACGGUAACCGCCCAGUACGUGGACGAACGGCUCGCCGGCAUCAUCGAAGAUCGGGACCUGACACGAUUCAUCCUGUAGCGUGGUCGCAGGAGUCAUGCGGCCUGCCGCGCCGACGGCAAGUCCAGCAUUCGCGCGUCUAUCGACUCGGGGAUCUACCUUCGGGUUGCCACUGGUGUCUGAUAACGUAUACGCGAUCCAUCCCCGGCAUUCUUUCGCCCGCGGUUGCGUGCGCUGAUGUAUACAUGCUAGCAUGGUGCAAGCUCGAUGGCUUGGGAGACCGAUGA